Rangifer tarandus platyrhynchus (Svalbard reindeer) is the source of this 4635-nucleotide messenger RNA. Lineage: Eukaryota; Metazoa; Chordata; Mammalia; Artiodactyla; Cervidae. The record is from the annotation of a GenBank genome assembly.
AUGCGUCAAGCCGCGGUGGGCGUGGAGGGCUUCCGCGUGAACGGCUGUGGACCGAGGGGCCGCCGGCCGCCCAGGGAGGGAGCGGCUGCGCCUGUGGCCGCCAUCUUUGCUAGGGGCGGCGCGGGCGCCCCGGUAUCGUUGGGGUUUCUCACGGCGCCCUUGGCCCGGCAGAGAAAGGCUCUGCGACAGAAGUUUUGUGUGUUGGGGGGUGGCGGGGAGAUCUGGGGCUUAGAGGGAAGGUCCCAGCUGAAGAUGAAAAUCAGAAUCACUGGCAUGUACGUGAUAACUGACAGUGUGCACCCUGGGCAAGAAAGCCUGCAGGGGGAUGAGCAGAGGGCUGAGGGCAAUGAUGGGACAGUGCCCACAGAGGAAAUUAAGGCCGAGCAGCCAGAGGGGGGAGGGGGAAACCAGGGAGCCUGUGGCCUCAGAGAAGCCCGGGAAGAAAGAGGGAGGGGUAAAACAGAGCCGAGAGAGUCCAAGCCUUCCGGGGGAGGCAGCAACGCGGAAGUGAUCCGUGAGCUUCAGGAAAGACUGUCUGGGGUGCUCUUGGCAGUGGAUGAGGUCAUGCGACAGGUUCUUGCCGAUAGACGGGAGAAGCAGCCUAGGGGUGGCUCUGUGCCUCGAGGCCGGGACCCCGGUCAGCUGCAGCUGACCGACGCGCCCAGCCCCGGCUCCGCCCGGUGUCCCUCCGCAGAUGAAGACGGAGCGCUGGUGGAACGCGGUAUCGCCCGGAGCCUUGAGGAGGCCCAGCCCCGCCUGCUGCGCCGCCCGCUCCCUGCUCGUUCUGCCGUGAACCCUUCACGCCAGGUGAAGAGCUUCCCUUCCUAUUGGCACAUGCCAAGUUCCUGUGGGUGUGGAUGCCUGGGCGAGUGGGCCAAGCUGGCUGAGGAGGCUGGGCCCCGGGUGGGACGGCUUGUCGGGGCUCCGUCUGGGCUCCCACUGAGCCCGUCCGCUGCUUCUGUCGCCUCACCAACAGCUUCUCUGGGUUCCCCACUGGGCACUCACUCUUCCGUGACUGUGGGAGCCGAGCCUCACCUCGCCUCACCUCCCUGGAGCGACAGAGAAAACCACAAUUCCCAGAGUGCACCGCCACCGCAACGGCCGUACGGUCGGCCUCGGGCUCCCGGCGCCAUCUUCGUGGGUGAGGAGGCGGUGCGGCCUGUGACCAUGGCGCUCUUCCCCGCCUUUGCGGGUGUCGCCGAGGCUCCGGACAGCGGGAGGAAAGAAUUAGACUGGCUGAGCAACCCAAGCUUUUGUGUUGGAACCAUAACAUCUCUGAGCCAACAAACUGAAGAGGCCACCAAAGCCCCAGUUUCCGAAGGGUCACCACUGACGAGGAGUCCUCUAAAAUCAGAGCCUUCAGAUGAAAGCGACAGUAACAGAAAGCCCAAAGAAGCAGGCAGGAAAAAGAAGAAAGAGAAAAAGAAGAGAAGGCAGCGUGAGCACCACAGGGAAGCCAGGAGCAGGCGCGGGCGCUCGGGCAGCCGUGGGUCUGAGCCAGGCGCCAGUUCUGAAAGGGACCGGCCUCCCGGAGGCGCCAGAGCCAGUAAAGGGGCGUCAGAGAAACUGAAUCAAGGAAAUAAUGCCGCCGCGGACACUGGACGUCACUGUGUUUGGCUUGAGGACAUCCAGGCUCUGACGGGAGAAACCUUCCGAAUGGAUAAGAAACCGGAUCCUGCCAACUGGGAGUAUAAGUCUCUUUACCGAGGAGAUAUUGCGAGAUACAAGAGGAAAGGAGACUCCUGCCUCGGCCUCAACCCGAAGAAGCAGUGUGUGUCUUGGGAGGGGACUUCCACAGAAAAGAAGCGUUCCCACAAGCACAUUGAACGCUACUUCAUGAAGAAGAGCGUGGGGUUAAUGAGCGAGGCCGGCCUCUCCGUCAGCAGGCAGCCUGUAGCUCCGUCAUCCCAGCCGCUCUCCUUUAUCCCGGUGGGGGGCGUGGACGACGCAGCUCCCUCUGCUGCCAGCUGGCUGAACCCGCUGGGGAUUUACGAUCAGGCCACAACGCAGUGGUUACAGGGACAGGGUCCUUCGGAGCAGGAGUCCAGGCCACCAGACUCACAGCCCGACCGAGAGAGCGCGCUCCUCAAGGCCAGGGUGGAGGAGUUUAACAGGAAGGUUCGGGAGAACCCUCGGGACACAGAGCUGUGGAUGGCUUUUGUUGCCUUCCAGGACGAGGUCAUGAGAAGCCCGGGCCUCUACGCCGUGGAGGAAGGAGAGCCGGAGACGCGGAAGCGGUCCCUGCGGCUGGUCCUGGAGAAGAAGCUGGCCGUCCUGGAGCGGGCCAUCGAGAGCAACCCGAGCAGUGUGGACCUGAAGCUCGCCAAGCUGAAGCUCUGCGCCGAGUUCUGGGAGCCCGCCACUCUGCUCAAAGAGUGGCAGAAACUGAUCUUCUUACAUCCCAACAACACAGCCCUCUGGCAGAAAUACCUGUUGUUUUGCCAGAGCCAGUUCAGCACCUUCUCUGUAUCAAAAAUUCAGAGUCUCUACGGGAAGUGCUUGAGCACCCUGUCUGCCGUGAGGGACGGCAGCAUCGUCUCCCACCCCGAGCUGCCGGGCACCGAGGAGGCCAUGUUUGCCCUCUUCCUCCAGCAGUGCCACUUCCUGCGGCAGGCAGGCCACUCCGAGAAGGCCGUCUGUCUGUUCCAGGCCAUGGUCGACUUCACGUUCUUCAAGCCCGACAGUGUGAAGGGCCUGCCCACCAAAGGCCAGGUGGAGUUCUUUGAGCCCUUCUGGGACAGCGGCGAGCCCCGGGCCGGGGAGAAGGGCGCCCGAGGCUGGAGAGCCUGGAUGCACCAGCAGGAGUGGGGCGGCUGGGUGGCCGUCAGCCCAGAUGACGAGGACGAGGAGCUGGAGGACGAGGAGCAGGAUAUCAGAGACAAGACUCUGCCCCGGUGGCGGAUCUGGCUGGCCGCCGAGCGGUCCCGAGACCACAGGCACUGGCGGCCGUGGCGCCCGGACAAGGCCAGGAAGCAGACGGAGGAGGACUGCGAGGAUCCCGAGCGACAGGUGUUGUUUGACGAUCUCGGGCAGUCUCUGAUCCGACUUUCCAGCCCGGAUCUCCAGUUUCAGCUGAUUGCGGCCUUCCUGCAGUUCCUGGGGGUGCCUUCUGGCUUCAGCCCUCCCGCCUCCUGCCUCUAUCUGGCCAUGGAUGAGAACAGCAUCUUCGACAACGAACUUUAUGACGAAAAGCCCUUGACUUUCCUCGACCUCUCCUGCUCCGGCGUUGGCUGUGUGGGCCGCAUGGACCCACUGGGUGGCCGGCGCUGGCCCCGGGGUCCCAGUCGAGAGGGCGAGGAGUUUAUCCGCAACGUCUUCCACGUGGUGCUGCCUCUGUUUGCAGGCAGGGAGCGGUCUCAGCUCUGCAUCUUCUGGCUACGGUACGAGAUCACCAAGGUCAUUUGGUGUCUGCACACGAAAAACAAGAAGAGGUUAAAGUCUCUGGGAAAGAACUGCAAAAAACUAGCCAAGAAUCUGCUCAAGGAGCCAGACAACCGCAACAGCGCUUGCCUCUGGCAGCAGUAUGCGCAUCUGGAGUGGUUGCUGGGCAACACGGAGGAUGCCCGGAAGGUCUUCGAGGCGGCCCUGGGCACCGCGGGCGGCCGCGGCCUGGCGGACGCGGAGCUCUGUGAGCUCGGCCUGCUCUACGCGGCGCUGGAGGCGGAGCUGGCGCCGCCCGUCGGCGGGGCGGCGCCUGCGCGCGCGGUGCGCGUGCUGACGGGGUUGGCCGAGCGCGGCCCCUCGGGGCCCUGCCCCGGACAGCCUUCGGCCGUGCACGUGUUGAAGGCUCGGAAGGCGUAUGAACACGCGCUGCAGGACUGCCUGGCGGAGCGCCGCGGCCCCGACCCGGGCCUGCCCGACUGUCUCAGCCGCCUGGUCAGCCUGGCGAAGUGCUUCAUGCUCUUCCAGUACCUGACCGUGGGGGUCGGCGCCGCUGCGCGCGUCUACGAGCAGGUGUUUGCAGGGCUCAGGGGCUCCGUCUCCGCCGAGGGUGCCGGCCUGGAGGGCGCCCUGGAGGCCGUCGCCCUGAUGCACACCAGCCUGCUCAGGUUCCACGGCCGGGUUGCCGCCUACCCGCUGGCUCCCCUGCGAGAGGCGCUCUCAGAGGCUUUACGGUUGUACCCGGGCAACCAGCUUCUCUGGAGGUCGUACGUGCAGAUUCAGAGCAAGGCCCACAGCGCCAGCAGGACCAGAAGAUUCUUCCACGCCGUCACCAGGUCCGCCAAACACCUGGAGCCGUGGCUGUUCGCAAUUGAGGCGGAGAGAAUGAGGAAGAGACUGGUGGACGCCGUGCAGAGGGUGGACGGCAGAGAGGUCCACGCCACCCUUCCCGAGAUCGGCCUGACGCACCGGAUCAGAGCCCUGUUUGAGAGCACCAUUCGGAGCACCCACGGCAGCCAGUGCCCCUUGCUGUGGAGGAUGUACCUGAACUUCCUGGUUUCCUUAGGAAAUAAAGAAAGAAGCAAAGGUGUGUUCUACAAAGCACUGCAGAACUGUCCUUGGGCAAAGGCGCUGUACAUGGACGCCGUGGAGUACUUCCCCGACGAGAUGCAGGAGGUCGUGGACCUGAUGACGGAGAAGGAGUUGCGGGUGCGCCUGCCGCUGGAGGAGCUGGAGCUGCUGCUGGAGGACUAG